This is a messenger RNA of Labeo rohita (rohu), 2630 nucleotides long. RefSeq names its product N-acetyllactosaminide beta-1,3-N-acetylglucosaminyltransferase 3-like. The transcript has 2 exons. Lineage: Eukaryota; Metazoa; Chordata; Actinopteri; Cypriniformes; Cyprinidae. Gene Ontology annotation, molecular function: hexosyltransferase activity. Gene Ontology annotation, cellular component: membrane. The record is from RefSeq and is a predicted model, not a curated record. Bases 177 to 1346 code for a protein of 389 amino acids.
CCCGUUUUUUUCUCUAGAGACAGCUGUAAACCUCAUGUGGGUUUCCUCAUUAGGAGGAGAGACUUCGCGCUGUGAAUACAGGGUGUGCAUUGUGUAAUUGCAUUUGAACAUGAACAAAAGCUCAAAUACUAGCGUUGACCUUAUCCAGAGGAGCUAAUUAACGGUCAGGUGCAAAGAUGAAAAGGAAAAAUUUUCAGACAAUAGUGUUAGUUCUGACAGGUGUUGUGUGCCUGCUCUUUAUCAUGAACAAAAAUGAUUUUGAAAAUGACGUGACACUGAAGAGUGAAGAUGUAAAUGAGGUGCUCAAUCAUCAAAAAGAUUAUCCUAUAUUUGAAACUUCCCUGACUUCGUCUUCAUAUUGUCAGCAGAAUGUGUCUGCUUAUAAUGUGACUGGAUUUUCGACUCUGCCAAAACAUAUCCAAGACUUCCUGCUUUACCGACACUGUAGGAGUUUUCCCAUGCUUCUUGAUUUGCCUGAUAAGUGUGGUGGACCUCAAAACUCUGCAGAUGUCUUCCUUCUGCUGGUUAUCAAGAGUUCUCCAGAGAAUUACGAUCGACGGGAAGUUUUGCGGAAAACAUGGGCUAAAGAAAGACAGCACAAAGGCGUGUGGAUCCGCAGAGUCUUCAUAAGCGGAACGAGCAGAACUGGCUUUGAGAAGCGCAGGCUGAAUAAGCUAUUGAAGAUUGAGAACAGUGAAAACAAAGACAUUUUACAGUGGGACUUCCAUGAUUCAUUCUUCAACCUCACACUGAAGCAGGUCCUUUUCUUAGAGUGGAUGGACAGAUGGUGCCCACACGCCAGAUUUCUUUUAAAUGGAGAUGAUGACAUCUUUGCCAAUACGUUUAAUAUGGUUGAGUAUCUGCAAGGUCAGAAGGGCAAUGAUGGAAGUAAACAUCUCUUUACAGGGCACAUCAUCCAGUACGUAGGUCCCAUCAGACACCCUGCAAGUAAAUAUUAUGUCCCGGUGCAGGUACAGGAAUCUGAAAGGUAUCCUCCAUACUGUGGUGGAGGAGGCUUUCUUCUCUCCGGCUUCACGGCCAAAACGAUCUACAACAUGUCUCACUCUAUAGAGCUGCUGCCUAUUGAUGAUGUUUACAUGGGAAUGUGUUUGAAAAAGGCUGGCCUCAAACCUACAUCCCACCCUGGUGUAAGGACCGCCGGUCUGCAUAUCCCCGCUCCGAAUGUUGACAAAUUUCACCCUUGCUUUUACAGGGAAAUCAUUUUAGUUCACAGAUUUCUGCCGCACAUGAUUUUUGUGAUGUGGGAUGAAAUACAAAACCCACAUUUGCAAUGUGGAAAGACACAUUCCGUGUUAAGUCUAGAAAACAAUAAACAGGGUGUGUGAUUACUUUUAAAGGGAAACAUAGUAGCUUGCUGGAAUCAGUAUGAUUCAGUUUUAUUUUAAAAUAAUGAGCUUUACAAGAAUCCUUUUCUAAACAUGGUGUACUUUGGGAAAAUUAUUGCCUUUGGUAAAUAAUGUGGUGUUUUGCACUUUAACUGAAAAGGGUGGUCGGUUCCUUUCUCAGCAGAGCUGGUUAUAGUUGUUGUGAUCUUUAUGGACAGUGAUCUUUAUUCUCAGUAUGUAGAGAUGGAAAUAUAUUUUGCUUUUUAAAUGUAAUUUUAUCAGGGGAAUUUAUUGCACUUUUGGAAAGAACAGGCAUGAACGUUGUCGCUUGGGUGGUAUCUUUUCAAAAGUUACACUUUUGUACCUCAUAUACCCCUACAGGGUGCAUCGAAUGCCCAUUUUCCAAAAGUUAUUGUUUAGGGUCUUGUCAAAAACUGCUCUGUUCACAGCAACCCGUUCGGUGCAUGUCUCUUUAAAUGAUAAUGAGCUCUGCUCACCACACCUCUCUUUCAUUUUUCUUGCAUAUUUGGUGUGGUGUUACCAUCAAAAACAAAACUAAUCCACUGCGUCCUCAAUGGCUCUGUUGUUGAAGACUCGUAUGUUCAUUUUUACAUCCAACUACAAAACAUUGCUUACGAGACGUUGCUGCUACAAUGGACAGUGUACAACUGGAUGAGGACGGAAAUAUGCUAAUACAGGACGUUCUGUCAGCAGACCCUUUACGAAAACCCGCCCUCAUUAGAUACUGUUGCUGUGUCCAACAAACAAAGACACUCUCACGCUAUACAUCAUGUAUGUAAUACCUUUUGAAAAGACACCACUUCAGUGACGGCUUUUGUUGUGUUUUUGUUCGAGAUUGUGUAGUAUAUAAGAAUGAAGUAGGAUUCUCUAUGCAAAGAUGACUGCUGAUAAGCAGCUGAAGGAUUUUACACCUAUAAGAGGUGUAAAAGGUAUUUCGAAGUACAGUGCUGUAUUGUAACGAAGUACAAAUAUUUGUUAGCUACUUAUGAGUUUUGAAAUGUUUUUUAUGUCAUCUUUUACUUCACUCAUUUUGAGGAGAAAAUGAAUACUGUGUAAUGGAUUUUUUUUUUUUUUUUUUACAGAGAAGCAUAUGUUCAUGUAACUUUAAUUUGUCUUUGGGUAUAAAUUAUUUUGAUAACCUACUUUUUUAAUGCGGAUGAAGUUACAUGUGUUUAAAUUUGACAGCUGUAGAAUGUUUUGCAUUAGUAACGCCAAAUACCACCUUCAAAAGUCAAAUAAUAAUAAAAUGCGGUACCAUAUUUA